Durusdinium trenchii is the source of this 3569-nucleotide messenger RNA. Lineage: Eukaryota; Dinophyceae; Suessiales; Symbiodiniaceae. The record is from the annotation of a GenBank genome assembly.
AGCUGUGUAACUUUCCCAAACUCUGGAGCUCAUGGAGACUCCAUGGUGCCAAAUGUGCCCAAUGUGCUCAUGGAGACUCCCUGUGAGCGGCUCCCACGAGCUGUGGUGGAACAGCUCCGGCGUGUUCAUCUCGCACAGCUGGACGAACUGUCCGAGCUUCGUACAAGGAUCCGGGGAUCCAGGGAGCUGCUGCGAAAAGAGCGAGAACUUCGACAGCAACUGGACUUGGCAAGAGACAAGGAGGCGGGUCUUGCGAAGCAAGCAGCCUCAUGCUUGGAUGACCUCAUGCAACGGCAUCAGGAGAUCAACCGACUUCGCUUGGAGAUGGCGGAGGUUGAGAAAGGCUGUAGCGAUGGCGAAGCACAUUUAUCGGUGUUGCGACGGAUCGCCGAGAAGCUCAGCGAUGCCUCAAAGGACGACUGCGACCAAAAGAAGGGGAAGGGGCAGUCCGAGGCUCCCGCAGUUGUGGAUCGUGAGCGUAGCGUGCUGGAAGAGCGGAAGAAGGAAAAGGAACAAUUUGAGGCUGAAAAGGUCAGAGUGGAGAGCCAAUUGCACGAGGCCAAGGCAACGGAGGAGAGCAGUGCCGUGCAAGUUCAAGCUUUGAAGGCUAAGGACUCAGACGCAAAGCAUGGUGGGGCAGCCGAAGCUGAGGUGGAUUCCAUGCCUCCCAAGGCUUCUGAACCAGCAGCUGCAGAAAAGACUCUUGAAGAAGCUGUGGCAGGUGAGGGGUUGGCAGACUCCCUCGUGCCAGAUCAAACUUUGGAGAAAGAUUUAGACGGGCCAGGGUCAAGCGAGGAGACAGCUGAAUUGAAGGAAGUGAGCGAAGGGAAGGCAGAAAAUCCGGCCGAAAAGAGAACAUCCGUGAAGGAGCCUGGAGAGGAACGUACUCUCAGUAGGAUUUCAGAGGGGAAGUCCGAAAACAAAGAAUCAGGGAGGGGCAGUGGCAGUAAGACAACAGAUGUGACUAGCGGCAUGCAGACAACCGACAAAGCUGAUACGAAAGCAGCGGAAGCAUCAGAAGAAACCAAGGAACGAGAAAUGGCCGCGACAAAGCUCCAGGCUGCUUGGCGAGGAAAGUUGGCAAGAAACCAGGUGGCCUUUAAACGCAGGAUGAAAGCAGCAGCAAGUCGAAUGUCAGCCAUUGAGGGUAUGGACGAUUUGUUGGCCGGAUUGUUGGAUGAAGAGGGUGAAGAAGAUGAGGCCCAAGAAGAGGCAGAAGAAGAGGAGGUGGAGGGGGUGGAAGAGGAGGGAGAAGAAGCUGGUGAGGAUGCAGUUGAAGAGCCUGAAGAUGCGUUGGAUGCCGCGCUAGACGGCCUGGUCCAGGAUAAGGUACCAAAGGUUGUUACUGAAGAGGGGAAGGUUCCGCCCAUAGCUGGAGAGCCAUUGGUACACGAGGCUGAUCCAGGACAGCAAGAGGAUCUUCCGCCAGACAAGGUGCAAACAGAGGCUGGACAUGGAGGUCAGGAUCAUGCAGAGCCCGAGGCGGACGCUCCAGCUGAAGAGAAGAAAAAGAGAAGGAGAAAGAAGAAAAUACCAGAGGACUCAGAUGCAAAGCAUGGUGGGGCAGCCGAAGCUGAGGUGGAUUCUAUGCCUCCCAAGGCUUCUGAACCAGCAGCUGCAGAAAAGACUCUUGAAGAAGCUGUGGCAGGUGAGGGGUUGGCAGGCUCCCUCGUGCCAAAUCAAACUUUGGAGAAAGAUUUAGACGGGCCAGGGUCAAGCGAGGAGACAGCUGAAUUGAAGGAAGUGAGCGAAGGGAAGGCAGAAAAUCCGGCCGAAAAGAGAACAUCCGUGAAGGAGCCUGGAGAGGAACGUACUCUCAGUAGGAUUUCAGAGGGGAAGUCCGAAAACAAAGAAUCAGGGAGGGGCAGUGGCAGUAAGACAACAGAUGUGACUAGCGGCAUGCAGACAGCGGAUAAAGCAGAAGCUCAAAGUGAGGGACAAGAAGCUGCCGCAACUGAGCAGAAGGCUGUUGGGGAUGAACGAGUCUCAAAGGGCUCGAUGUCAUCAGGGAGACCAAAGGAGGCAGAGAUUGGCAAGGAGAUGGAUGGAGAGCUCAAAUCGGGCAGCCGUGCAGGGAAGGAGGAGGAAGAUCCGGCACAACUGGAAGAAGCUCAAGGAGAAGACGAGGAGGAGCCAGAGGAGCCAGAGGAAGUGGAUGUUUUUGAGUGCAAGGCUGGAACAGACAUCAAGGAGCUGGGAUUGAUGCCUUCUGCUUUUGCUCCGGAUCCGGUUGAAAUUGCCUCGGUGACUCCAGACUCGUGGGCCGCGAAGUCGGGAAUUGAAGCUGGCGACGUGUUGAUUAAGAUCAAUGGGACUGCAGUAGAAGCCAUGGACCGAAAGGAGAUGAAGCGUGCAAUGCGGGACCGCCCAUUGUCUCUGACCAUCUCAAGGCAGGCUUUCGCGACGCCCGCGGAGUCUAUAGAUGACAUGGAGACGAUUGAAUGCACGGCUCCUGAAGGUGUUCAAGACUUGGGAUUGUAUCCCUCGGCGUUUCCUCCAGAAGCCAUGAUUGUUGCAAAUGUGACGCCGGGCUCAUGGGCUGAAAAGCAGGGAAUCGAAGCUGGGGAUGAGCUGGUUGAAAUUGGUCACCAGCAGGUGCAAGACAUGACAACUAAGGAGACCAAGCGUGCUAUGCGCGAUCGUCCGCUGCAUUUGGUCUUUCAACGAGUCCAGGAUCCACCGGCCUCAGCUCCUGCCUCAUCUGCUCCCACUUCCGAACGAAAAUCUCAGAAGCCAGCCCCAGACAUGACACAAGCGACGAACGAAGCUCGGAAGUCUGCAGCAAUUCUGCCCGAAGGAUUCAACCCUGCAUCCGACAGGAAGAAAAGUGCAUCAUCCAGAACAUCAAAGCCAAAUAUCCAAGAGGAGGUAGCGGUGCAGGAGGACGGGGAUGGUUGGGACGACGACGACGACGAUGACGACUGGCAACAGCCUAAGCCAGCCGACAAAAAGACAAGCAGUUCCAAGGACAACAAGGCAACAAAGGAAAAGAAGUCUGAAGCCAAAGGUGAUAAGAAAGAUGUUAAGACUGGGAAGGGUGAGAAAAGCAAGCCAAGCGAGAAAGCCAAAGAGAAGGAGAAAGACAAGAGCAAAGAAAAGGAGAAGAUGGAGAAGCCAAAAGAGAAAGGAAAGGAUGCAAAGGAUACCAAAGACAAAGAGAGCAAAGAGAAGGAGAAGACAAAAGAGGAGCCACCGCCACUCAUUGCCUUUGCCAGUGAGAUGGACACCCGCUUGGGCUUCAAGGUGGACUGGCCACCAAGCCCAUGCUACGUGACAAAGGUGGAAGGCGGUAGUUGGGCCGAGAUGAUGCAGGUCAAGGUUGACCUUCGCUUGGACAAGGCUGGUGGCAAAGAUGUUGCCAAGAUGAGCAAGGAAAAGCUAAAGAAGCUACUGGAUGAAACAAGGCCGCUGCAGCUAGCCUUCGUCAAGGACAAGAAGAAGAAGAAACCGCCAAAGCCUGAGCAGAAUGACAGUGUGCUGGGCGGCAUGUUUGGCUGAUCCUUUGCCUCAAUAGGUGCUUAGCUUCAAGUGUACAUAGCCCACGGUCCUCGGAUAUCCUCGAACUUUUU